This is a messenger RNA of Aspergillus tanneri, 11904 nucleotides long. Its product is annotated as putative Nonribosomal peptide synthetase. Bases 1 to 11904 code for a protein of 3967 amino acids. The transcript has 5 exons. Gene Ontology annotation, biological process: secondary metabolite biosynthetic process; fatty acid biosynthetic process. Gene Ontology annotation, molecular function: 3-oxoacyl-[acyl-carrier-protein] synthase activity; phosphopantetheine binding; S-adenosylmethionine-dependent methyltransferase activity. Lineage: Eukaryota; Fungi; Ascomycota; Eurotiomycetes; Eurotiales; Aspergillaceae. The record is from RefSeq and is a predicted model, not a curated record.
AUGCCCCGUUCAAAUGAACCGAUUGCCAUCGUGGGCAGUGCUUGUCGCUUUGCAGGCAAUGCAACCUCGCCAUCCAGACUCUGGGAACUGCUGCGACAGCCGCGAGACGUCCUGAAAAAGAUUGAUCGAUUUGGAGCCGAUGGCCAUUAUCACGUCGAUGGCCAUCAUCAUGGAGCGAGCAAUGUGCGACACGCCUACUUGCUGGACGAGGAUCCCCGGGGCUUCGAUGCUCCUUUCUUUAACAUCGCUGCCUCCGAAGCGGAUGCAAUCGACCCCCAGCAGCGGCUGUUGCUGGAAACUGUCUACGAGUCCAUUGAAUCGGCGGGCUUGAGACUGGAGGACCUCCAGGGCUCCGCCACGGCCGUGUAUGUGGGCACCAUGACCGACGACUAUGCGGAGCUCUCGCACUAUGACCCGGAGAACAUCCCAACCUACGCCGCCACCGGAAGCGCUCGCAGUAUUCUCGCCAACCGCAUCUCAUACUACUUCGACUGGCGUGGGCCAUCAAUGUCCAUCGACACUGCCUGCUCAUCCAGUCUGGUGGCUGUCCACCACGCAGUGCAGUCACUUCGUGCAGGCGAAUCUGCGAUGGCCGUGGCAGCAGGGUCAAAUCUGAUCUUCGGCCCCAAGAUGUUCAUAGCGGAGAGUAACCUGAACAUGCUCUCCCCGAACGGGCGGUCGCGGAUGUGGGAUGCAGAUGCAGAUGGUUAUGCCCGUGGUGAGGGUCUCGCAGCCGUUGUGCUGAAACCGUUAGCCGAGGCUGUCGCCGCUGGGGACCACAUUGAGUGUAUUAUCCGAGAAACCGGUCUGAACCAGGAUGGCCGGACGCCGGGUAUCACCAUGCCCAGCUCAACUGCCCAGACCGAUCUCAUCCGCGAGACGUAUGCUCGCGCUGGUCUGGACCUCCACACAUAUUCCGACCGGCCGCAAUAUUUUGAGGCACAUGGGACUGGUACGAAGGCGGGUGACCCGCGUGAAGCCGGGGCGAUCUUCGAGGCGUUUUGCCGGGAUAUCGACGAGGCCGUUGACAGAGGGCACCCGCUCUAUGUAGGUUCGAUUAAGACCAUUGUUGGCCACACGGAAGGGACCGCGGGUGUAGCAGGUCUCCUGAAGGCCUCCCUCGCCUUGCAAAACAAGACGAUCCCUCCCAAUAUGCUAUUUGCCAAUUUGAAUCCUGAUAUCAAGCCAUUCUACGGGAGAAUCCAGAUUCCGACCGAGGCAAAGCCAUGGCCCAUUCUCCCGGCUGGCGUGCCACGGCGAGCGAGUGUCAACAGCUUUGGCUUCGGAGGUGCGAAUGCCCACGCUAUCCUCGAGAGCUACGAGCCCGAAGAAUACCAGCCUGGGAGGACUCGCCGCGAGGCCGUCAUCCCACUGACAUUUUCGGCCAUGUCCCAACGUUCGUUGAAUGCUAUGUUGCGGACAUAUUCCUCUUUCCUCGCCGCGAACCCCAGUAUUGACAUGCGUACCCUGUCCACUUCGCUGUUUCGGAGAUCCGCUUUACCCAUCCGCAUCACAUUCCCUCCGGCACAGAACGCAAAGAGCCUACACGAAGCGAUUGAUGCUUGUUUAGAGGAGAAAACAACUGGGACCAGAGCGGCUGCGGCCAAGACACGCGCCGUCCUGGGCGUAUUUACUGGCCAAGGUGCACAGUGGCCGGCAAUGGGUCGUGAGUUAAUCGUCGUGUCUCCACUGGCGAGGCAGAUCCUAAAUCGCCUGGAAAACUCAUUGGGCGGUCUUCCAGCUGCCGACCGUCCACAAUGGUCACUUGUUGAGGAGCUGAUGGCAACAGCCGACACGUCGCGGGUUUCCGAGGGAACGAUCUCUCAGCCGUUGUGCACUGCUGUCCAGGUCAUGCUCAUCGACCUGUUACAGAGCACAGGAGUGCAAUUUGAGGCAGUAGUGGGUCAUUCGAGUGGCGAAAUUGCUGCGGCUUAUGCUGCCGGCUUUAUAAGUGCCCGAGACGCAGUCCGUAUAGCGUACUACCGCGGACGAUACACCACACUUGCGGGUGGUCCACAGGGACAGCAAGGUCGCAUGCUGGCAGCAGGAACCUCCAUGGAGGACGCUGAGGAGCUCUGCCAACUGCCAACAUUCAAAGGCCGCUUGUCCGUUGCCGCCUGCAACUCAUCCGCCAGUGUGACCUUGUCCGGUGAUGCAGAUGCCGUGGAGGAGGCCCGUUUUAUCUUGGAAGAUGAGCAGAAAUUUGCUCGUGUUCUGAAGGUGGAUACUGCCUAUCACUCCCACCAUAUGAUCCCAUGUGUAGAUGCCUAUUUAGCAUCAUUGCAGGCGUGCCACAUUGAAAUCCAGCAACCGGCACCGUCGGCUCCGAAGUGGUACUCCUCUGUCCGAGAUGGCUUGUUGGUUGAUUCCCAAAUAGCCCAAGACUUAGCAUCCAGCUACUGGAAUGAUAAUAUGCUGCAGCCGGUCCUGUUCUCCCAGGCGCUGCAGGCAGCCCUGGGGACUACAGGACCUUCACUGGCCAUCGUACUUGAGAUUGGCCCACAUCCAGCCCUCAAGGGUCCGGCUGGCCUCACCAUUCAGGAAGCCCACGGGACUGACAUCCCCUAUUCUGGUGUCCUAAGUCGCGGGUACAACGACCUCCAAGCUUUUGCGAGCGCCCUGGGGUUUAUUUGGACGCACUUGGGCCCCAAUGUGACUGACCUGUCCGUAUUCGACAAGGCGUGCCACGAACAACGUCUUCCCUCCCCUCUAAAAGGCCUCCCCUCCUACGCAUGGGACCAUGAGCGACAGUUCUGGAGCGAGUCGCGUGCAUCUAGGAUCAACCGCACGCGGACAACGCCUACCCAUGAACUGCUCGGCGUGAAGUUGACCGACGACCGGGAAGGAGAGCACACCUGGAGAAACUAUCUCAAACUGGCAGAGUUACCGUGGCUGCGCGGGCACCAGAUCCAAGAACAGGUCCUUUUCCCGGCAGCUGGCUAUGUCGUAAGUGGGUUGGAGGCCCUCCGCACGUUGGUUCCUGCCGAUGAGGAUGCCCGCCUCUUUGAGGCACACGAGGCGGUGAUCCACCACGCUCUGUCUAUCCCUGAUGAUGCCUCCGGCGUGGAGAUAAUGAUCAAGCUUGCGAGAGUCCACACCACGCAGCUGGAUGAUUCGAAGACUAUCACUGCUGAAUUCUCCUUCUCCGCAUGUCUGAACAAAGAGACUGGGACCUUCACCGUUAUGGCCACGGGCAUCGUCCAAGCUGCUCUUGGAGAACCUUCCUUAGCUACACUUCCUCAGCGGCCCCCGCCUGUUGCGAACAUGACCGAUUUGGACGUUGACUAUUUCUACUCUUCUCUGUGGGACCUUGGGUACAAUUAUCGCGAUAUGUUCAAGGGCAUCACCAGCUUGCAUCGGACUACAGAUGCAGCAUGUGGCACGCUUCAAAUCUCAGGUGAAACGAACCCACCGUCUACCUGCUUGUUUCAUCCUUCAACCCUGGAUGUGUCGUUCCAAACCCUGUUUGCGGCGAUUGGUGUACCCGGCAGGCUGUGGUCACUACAUGUGCCACUGAAACUGGGGCGACUGCGAAUCAACCCGUUCGCGUGCCCGGAUCACGCAGCUCUGGGCGUAAACCUGUCCUUCGACGCGAACCUGCGGGAAUUCUCCAUUUCGAAUGGCAUGUAUGGGGAUGUGGAUAUUUAUGACCAGAGCGGCUAUCCCGUUCUUCAGCUCGAAGGAAUGCAUAUAACCCCAGUUUCGCCAGCCUCUAGUCAGGAUGAUCAAGAAAUCUUCGCAAGGACAGUCUGGGGUGGCUUAGAACCUGAUGCGGACGAAGGCUUCAUUACCCCAAUCCCUCAUGACGAAGUUUCCGCACAUUCAGCUCUUCUGGAUCUCGUCGCGCUAAGAUAUCUUAAGAUGCUGACAAAGUCGGUGGAUAUUCAGGCUUUGAGUGACCGUUGGAAUGAGCAUCAAAAGAACAUGUGGGUCUGGAUGAAGGAAGUAGAGGAACGUAUCGCACUGGGACAGCAUCCAACGUGCCGUCCGGAGUGCCUGGAGCCUUCGGAAGAGAGAAUAGAAGUGGAACGUAGUCGGGUACCACAUUCGCAGGCUAUUGAGACAGUACAAUCAAUGGGCGAGCGCUUGGUGCAAUACAUGCAAUGUGGUGAUGCUAAGAGAGACGAGCCUGAACCAACGAGUAUUCAUGCACUGCAUGCGUUUGAUGCCGCUAUGCCGGGUCGAUCCGCGUACAUCAACCAGUUGGCCCAUGUGGUAGGUCAGAUGGCGCAUCGCUAUCCGCAUAUGAACGUACUGGAGGUGGCUACCGGCCUCGAGGGCGUGGCCGAGCCUAUAAUAGAAAAUUUGAGCCAGUUAUACCUGUCGUAUACGGUGGCUGGGAAUGUUGCUGACCCGUUCCCUGACACGGUGGGCCAGCCAAAGCCCAGGGCACUCUUCCGAAAACCGUUCAAUGUGCAACGGGACCCCUUGGAGCAAGACUUUGUGGAACAGAGCUACGAUUUGGUCUUGGUACCGAACACUCUUUGCGCUACGAAAUCUGUGUCGAAGUCUUUGCACCAUAUUCGGCGGUUGGUACGGCCGGGAGGCUACAUUAUCCUGCUAGAACCCAUAGGUCAGCCCGAGUUCGCACGUCAGCUGGUGUCUGCCGCUUCUAGGACCAUCUGGGCCGCUGAUGAUGGGAUGGAUGGAGAGCUAGAUUUCCCGUCCCUGGUCCGCUGGGACUCCCUUCUUCGCGAGACUGGAUUUUCUGGUGUAGACACCUCGACGUCAAUACCGUUAACUCUUCGUACGGGCUUCUCCUUAGUGGUCAGUCAGGCGGUCGACUCUCAAAUCAGCCUGCUACGGGAACCUUUGACGGAGACUGACUUAUCCCCCUUCAUCGAUGACUUAUUCAUUCUUGGUGGGAAGACGCUGAAAACACUGCGACUUGUGAAAGAGUUGCGUGAAAUUUUGGCACCCUUCUGCCGGAACGUGCAUGUGGCCACCGGCUUGGAGACCCUGGAACGUUCUAUUAUUCCACCAAGAGCUUGCGUUCUUAGCGUAUUAGAGUUGGAUGAGCCAGUCUUUCAUAAUCUGACACCAAUUAAGCUCGAGACAUGUCAGGCCCUGUUGGAUAUGACUCGGACCAUUCUUUGGGUGACCAGUGGCACGGAGGGCGAGCAGCCAUUUGCAAAUAUGAUGUUAGCAGUGUCUCGCUGUCUUGCUCAUGAAAUGCCUGACCUGCAGUGGCAAUCCCUUGACAUUGGUAAAGAGAAACCCUCUGCGCGAGUCCUUGCCGAGGCGAUGAUGAGGGUCUAUAUCCUGGGUGCCUGGAAAGUCAGAGAAGCCGACAACAUGCAGCGUCUCUGGACAUUUGAGCGAGAAAUGGCUAUUGUUGGAGGGAAGAUCAUGGUCCCCCGCUAUACCUCUCAUGAUGAUGCAAAUUAUCGCUUCAACUCCUUCAAGCGCGUGGUGCGAAAGGAGGUCGCCCCCACGAAGUCCACUGUGGCCCUGGUCCUGGACAAGGAGAAGUCCUAUGAUUUGCACCUCUGUAGACAACAGCCGCUGCCACAGGGAAGAUACAUCCAAGUGGAAGUUGUCCGAUCGGUGCUGCUCGCUAUGAAGGUUGGCACAGCCGGGGAUGUUUACUUGAUUGAUGGUAUGGAUGUGAAGACGCAGACUCGAGUUUUGGCCUUCUCACCGUACCAGCGAUCGAGUAUCCUCGUGCCGCAAGCAUGGACGAUUCCCUGUCCACUGCCACCAGACACGGAUAUUAUGCGCCUGCUCCUGGCUAUGUCAAAUAACUUACUUUCGAGCUGGAUAGUCGCAGACGUUCCACCUAGCAACCAUAUUCUUGUCCACGGAGCCACUCCAGAGCUGAAAUCAGCGCUACUGCAACUUGGAAAAGAACGAGGUGUGCAAAUCAUGAUGACCACGUCAGUUCAUCGUGCGGAUCUGGGCUUUGUUUAUUUACAUCCAUUGGCUCCGGAUCGCGACAUCAAGUCCUCUCUGCCUGAUAACGUGUCCGUGUUCGUCGAUUUGUCCGACGAUCAGCAGCCAUCCGCUUUGGGUCCUCGUCUGGAUUCUUGCCUUGAUUCUUCAUGCGUUCGCAAGCAUGUUGCCCAAUUUGUCAGACCCGAAAGCUUUGUCAGUGUGGAGACUUGCAUAGGAGAAGUGGCAGAGUAUCUCAAAAAUUCGUACACAAGAGCGUUGGUCGAAAUAUCGCAGCCUGACCUCUAUAACUCGAGUGAGGAGCUAGCUCUAAGGACGGCCAUUGGCCAACCUAUGCAACUUCAUCAUGAUGCUAGAAUCUUGAACUGGCAAGCCUCUGUAACUGUUCCAGUGCGUCUUCGGUGCGCAGCGGAGGAUGUUCAUUUCCGGAAUGACAGAACAUACUUCCUAGUUGGCAUGACAGGCGAACUCGGGCUGUCUCUGACGCGAUGGAUGGUCAGUCGAGGCGCUCGGUGGUUUGCAUUGUCAAGUCGAAACCCCCGCGUCAGUCCCGAAUGGAUUGAGCAGAUGGAGGCUAAAGGAGCCGUCAUAAAGACCUUUGCAAUGGACGUCACAAACCGAGAAUCUGUUUUGUCGACAUAUCAGGAGAUUUGUCGGUCUAUGCCUCGCAUUGCUGGUGUGACUAAUGCAGCAAUGGUGAUCGCAGAUGGCAUUUUCACGAACGUCUCGUACAUGACAAUGACCCAGUCUAUUGCGCCAAAGGUACAGGGCAGCUUAUACCUGGACGAACUAUUCCGUGACAGUGAGCUUGACUUCUUCAUCCUCUUUUCUUCCAUCACGUCAAUUACCGGUAACGUCGGUCAAAGUAGCUAUGCCGCUGCAAACGCCUUCAUGACAGCCCUAGCGAAGGCACGUAGGAGCCGCGGACUUGUGGGCAGUGUGAUGAAUCUCGCUGGUAUCUUUGGCCUCGGCUACGUCACGAGAGCAGAGAAAGGUGUCCUUGAUCGCUUGAUCGCCUUGGGAUUCUCCAACAUCUGCGAAUGGGACUUUCACCAGAAUUUUGCGGAGGCGGUCAUCGCUGGCCAUCCGCAAUCUGGGCGUGAUCCUGAAGUGUCCGCAGGACUGGCCAAAUACGAUAUUGACAAGGAACAGGAUCUACCACUUUGGCUGCAGCAGCCCAAGUUUGCAAGGUAUAGGCUUAUCAGGGCUGAUGGGGGGUCCCAGAAUAAUAGUUCUAGCGAAGCCCAGGUGUCCGUCAUAGCACAGCUGAAGGAGCAGACAACAAAGGAUGGUGUCCGGGCGGUGCUUAUAGAUGGAUUAUUGUCGAUGCUGCGUGGCACGUUGCACAUGGCUGAGGAAGACGCAAUCUCACCGGAUUCAACUAUCGUGGAGCUGGGUGUUGACUCACUGGUGGCGGUGCAAAUGAAAUCGUGGUUCUCUAAUGAACUGGAUUUAGAUAUGCCGGUUCUCAAACUUCUAGGUGGCGCCACAAUCUCUGAUCUUGUCGACGACGCUGUCGACCGCCUGUCUCCUUCUCUUAUCCCUAGCGUUGACUCCGACGCUGUAAACAAUCGGGCUGAAGCAUCCUUGGAUACACAGAUAGUCGUAUCUUCCAGUGAGGACUCUACAUCCACGGAGGAUGACACUGGGUCUUCUGGAGAUUCUUCGCAGACCUCGGCUGACGAUGAAGACGUUGAGGGGUUGAAGGAUGGCCAUGUCGGUGACUCUAAAUUCACAUAUCAACGCACUGCGCAAAUGGGUUACGCUUCAACACGCUUCUGGUUCCUACAGCAGUAUCUCAACGAUCGGAGCACGUUCAACGUUGUCUUCAAGUUUACUCUGACAGGUCGCAUUCGUGAGGCAGAUGCUGAGCGUGCGAUCAAAACCGUCGGAGAAAGACACGAAGCGUUCAGGACGGCCUUUUUUGCCCAAGGCGAGAUGGGCGAACCUACUCAGGGAGUUCGUGCGGAUUCCUCACUGCAUCUGGAAAGGAAGAAGAUCACCGAUGCAUCGGAGGUAGCCCGGGAAUACGAUGCCCUCACACGGUACAGCUUUGAUCUCGAGAAUGGAGAAACUGCCCGGGUCCUUCUACUAUCCCUGAACCCCUGGAAGCAUUUCCUGAUCUUCUGCUAUCACCAUAUAGUCAUGGACGGCUUUAGCUUUAACAUCCUUCUUGAUGAGCUAAAUAAGCUGUACGCAGGAAAGCUUCUUCCUCCAGUCAAGCUACAGUUCACGGAUUUCGUGGAGCGACAGAGAGCUCAGGUCAAGGGUGGGGUGUUCGACAAGGACCUUCAAUUCUGGCGAGACAAGCUCUCGAAGUUUCCUGAAGUACUUCCGCUCUUCCCUGUAGCCAAGGUGACCUCGCGGCCGCCUCUCAUGGCUUACAGCUUCGAAGAAGCAGUAGAGACACUAGACUCUGCGACUGCCAGUCUGAUCCGAGACCGAUCCCGCCGACAUAAAUCUACACCGUUCCACUUCUUCCUCGCCGUGCUGAAAAUCUUCGUGUUCCGGUUCCUUGACGUGGAAAAUUUAUGUAUUGGGGUCGCAGAUGCCGGCCGAGGGCAGCUGGAUACUGAAGGGACCAUUGGCCUCCUCUUAAACGUCCUUCCACUCCGUUUUGAGCAAGGCCAUGCUGACCAGAGCUUCGGUGAUGCUAUUGCAGAGGCUCGCAGCACGGCGUAUGCAGCAAUCCAACACUCAAGUCUUCCCUUCGAUGUACUGCUUGAGGAGUUACAAAUCCCUCGUUCCUCUACACACAGUCCUGUCUUCCAGAUCUUCAUGGAUUACCGGCAGAUUGCAGUUCAGAGCCCCAAAAUGCUCGGAACCAAAGCAGAUGCAACAGCUUCUCCUGGUCGUACUGCAUAUGACUUGAUUCUAGAUGUUAGAGAUAUUGCUGCGGGCGAGAUGACUGUUAGUUUUAGAGGGCAACAGUCGCUCUACUCCCAGACAGCCACAAGGUUGCUCUUUGAGAGCUACAUGCGGUUGGUCAGGUUCUUUGCUUCGAAUCCAUCGGCGAUAAUCAGCACGGCGCCGCUAUUUGACCAGGCCGAUAUUGCUGCCGCCAUCGAGCUUGGGCAAGGUCCAACCUUAACAUCGUCAUGGCCAUCCACUAUCUCAGAACGGAUUGAGAUUGUCUGUCACCAGAGCCCGAGCGCUCUUGCUGUUAAAGAUGGUCUGCAGCCACCGCUAACAUACGGGGAACUGGCAGCGAGAGUCAAUGCCAUUAGCGCUAGCUUGAUAUCUACUGGGGCAACGCAGGGUAGCAGAGUAGCAGUCUUCCAGGAACCUUCCUCUGACUGGGUACCGACCAUGUUAGCCAUCUGGAAGAUUGGAAGCACCUACAUCCCCCUCGAGUUGACAAACUCGCUUCCCCGCCUAGCCGCAAUUGUGAAAGACAGCUCGCCAGCGGUUGUCGUCUACCAUAACAAGACGGCCACUGAUGUCGUUUCCCUUACGGCUGAAACAUCAACGCGAACAUUGAACCUUGCUGACAUCGUCCAACUGCCAGACAAUGUGCAAACCCCGAGUCUCGCAAAUCCAGACAGCCCGGCCGUGGUACUCUACACGAGCGGGUCGACAGGCACUCCCAAGGGUAUUAUCCUGAAGCAUUCCAGCAUCCGGAACGAGAUUGAAGGGUACAGUCAACAGUGGGGUAUUGGGCAAGAAACCGUACUCCAGCAGAGCGCGUAUUCAUUCGACUUUUCGCUUGAUCAAAUGCUUUCGGGUUUGGCAAACGGCGGUACUAUUUUCGUGGUGUCCAAGAAUGACCGGCGGGACCCGGCCAGGAUUGCAGAACUGAUCUUCAAAGAGAAAAUUACAUAUACAAAGGCGACACCUUCCGAAUACGAUAGCUGGAUCGAGCAUGGAUCCACCUCUCUAGCUCAGGCGACAUCGUGGAGAUUUGCAUUCGGGGGUGGUGAGCCACUAACAAACAGAACCAAGGGUCAAUUCCGGUCUCUUGGUCUGCUCAGCCUCCGACUUCACAACAGCUACGGGCCUGGUGAAAUCACGAUCUCUUGCACAAAAGGUGCUGUUCCCUAUCUCAACGAAGAAGAUUAUACAGAGCGACCGGUUCCUCUUGGAAAGCCACUGCCCAAUUAUGCACUCUACAUUGUCGACCAUAAUAUGGAAAUCCUGCCACAAGGAGUCAGCGGCGAAAUUGUCAUUGCAGGAUUGGGCCCAGCCGCUGGAUACCUGAACACUGAAGAUGCCACCCGGAGCAAAUUCCUUCCCGAUGUCUAUUCUCCUGCACGUCGCAUGUCUGAAGGAUGGACUACUGUGUACAAGAGUGGCGACGUGGGUCGCCUGCUGCCAGACGGAUCCUUCACGUUUGAGAAACGUGUCGACGGUGACACCCAGGUCAAGAUCCGAGGCCUCCGCAUUGAGUUGGAAGACAUCGAAAGCACAAUCAUCAAGAUGGCUAGUGGCCAGGUGUCUCGUGCGGUUUGCUCCGUCCGUGGUGACCCUCAAUUCAUAGUGGCUCACGUUCAGCUCAUUGAGGCAUUCCCACAAGGUGAGGAAUUACAGUACUUGAGGGUUCUGAAGAAUCGUUUACCUCUCCCUCAGCACAUGCGACCAGCUGUGAUAGUUCCCGUGCCCCAGAUCCCCCUCAACAAUCAUUCCAAGCUAGAUAGGCUAGCCGCAAAGAAGCUUCCGCUACUCCAAGAGAGUGAUAGGGAACCAUCUGACGAUGACCUCACUGGUGCUGAGUUAGCACUCAAGGAGGUAUGGGUCUCUGUCCUCCCACCUGACAUUGCCUGCCUCGGUGACGUCCAUAGCGAGUCCACCUUCUUCGACUUGGGAGGCAACUCGCUUUUACUGGUCAGGUUGCAAGCAGCCAUUCGGCAGGCAUUUGAUGUAGUUAUGCCGUUGGUCACGCUCCUCGAGUCAAGCACGCUUCGAGACAUGGCGGCCGCGAUUAACGAGCAGUCCUCCGUGAGAACCAUUGAUUGGGGUGAAGAGACUGCACUACCUGCAGGAUUAAGCCUUUCCGAGCCAGUGCCAGUGGACAUAGAGAGCGUCAAACCCAGUCAUCCGGUGACUGUCCUUCUCACCGGAGCCACUGGUUUCCUUGGACGACAUAUCCUGCAAUCGCUCGUCGAUGACGAGCGCAUAGGCAGGAUCCACUGCGUCGCCAUUCGUCCGUUGCCCGGAAGCGACAGCCUUCGCCAACCUGUCGACUCGCCUAAGGUGGUUUACCAUGGCGGCAAUCUAGCAGCUACUCUCCUUGGUCUCUCACAAGAAACCUUUACCGAGCUAUCCGGUGAGGUCGACGCCAUCAUUCACAGUGGGGCGAAUCGCGCCUUCUGGGACUACUAUCAGCAUCUCCGCGGCUCAAACGUGUCUGCCACGAAAACCAUAAUUCAGCUAGCACACAAGCGCCAAAUUCCUGUCCAUUUUAUCUCCAGUGGAGGUAUUUGUCAAUGGACUGGCAAUAACGCAAACAAUGCUGAGUCGGCAGCCUCAAUCAAGCCACCUGCCGAUGGAUCCAUGGGCUACCUUGCCACCAAAUGGGCCAGCGAAGUCUGCUUGGAGAACGCAUCUAAGGCAUUGAACCUCCCCGUUUACAUCCACCGUGUCACCACGCCCAACAAUCCCGGGGAUGCCAAUGUCCCUACGGAAGUGGUGGAGGAAUUUUCCCGCCUAGCACUGGAAACAAAAUCAAUCCCCAUAUCCUCUAACUGGCGCGGCACAUUUGACGUGAUUCCUGUCCGUCCUUUGGCGGAGGAGAUCCGCGAUACGGCACUCCAGAGCGUGGUUUCCAGCCCACCUGACGUAUCUUAUGUUCAUCAUCCCAGCGAGUUUACGGUCAACAUGGACAGUGUCAGAGACUAUAUUAAUAGUCAAGUCGACGACAAGACAAGAGCUACCCUCGAGCAGGUCUUGCCGCAUAAAUGGGCAGGCCGUGUAAAAGCCCUGGGCACGAAGUAUCAGUUUGCGUCGCAGGAUCUGACUUUAGGGAACGCCGUGUCAGGAGACGGUGAGAAAGGAGAAUUGCAGUUGAGACGAUAG